This is a messenger RNA of Bolinopsis microptera, 1074 nucleotides long. Its product is annotated as pyroglutamyl-peptidase 1-like. The transcript has a single exon. The coding region runs from base 57 to 629 and encodes 190 amino acids. NCBI's taxonomy places the organism in Eukaryota, Metazoa, Ctenophora, Tentaculata, Lobata, Bolinopsidae. The record is from RefSeq and is a predicted model, not a curated record. Gene Ontology annotation, biological process: proteolysis. Gene Ontology annotation, molecular function: pyroglutamyl-peptidase activity. Gene Ontology annotation, cellular component: cytosol.
UGUUUAGUGAACAUUAAAUCCAUGUAAAUGCUCAUUAAAAUAACUCCAGGUUGAAAAUGGCAAGUCGUGUUUUGAUUACUGGAUUUGGCCCAUUUGCCAAUCAUCCUGUUAAUGCCAGUUCUGAGACAUUAAAAAUAGUGAGUAAGGAACUUGUUUUAAAAGGUAUUGAGUUCGAUUUUCAAGAACUCCGUGUGGUCUAUGAAAGCACUAAGGAGUUCAUAUCAAAAUAUUGGGAAACAAAAACACCCCUUUUUUGCGUUCAUCUUGGUGUUUACACAGAAAAAUUUGUCUCAGUUGAGUGCCAGUGCAAUGAAACUGAGUAUUCGCUCAAAGAUGUUGAAGAAAAAAUACCAGGAGAUGGGAAGUGGCCUUUCAUUAGAUCUGCAUUUCCAUUAAAAGAAAUUGUUCAAAUUCUUUCUGAACAAUCCUUACCUGUUCCUGUAAGGCUUUCCGAGGAUGCAGGGCAAUAUUUGUGUCAGUACAGUUUCCACAAUUCCCUGCGCAAUGGAAAAGGAAAGUCAGUCUUCAUUCAUGUUCCAAAACUCGAGGACUCCCCAGCUAAGAACACUGCAGCAGUUGUCAUUGCCAUCAUUAAAGAAUUGUUAAAUUCAUCAUCAACUCUGGAUUAAAUUUCGUGCAGCUAUUUUAUUCAUGUUAUAAUACCCUUUCCCGCUUUGCUUGCAAAAUUUACAGUUGCAAAAUAAAUGUUUGCUAGUUAUUGCAUGGUGCUAACUGCUUUUGCAUUGUAAUCAGCUGUAAAAAUAUGAUUUUUAUUGAAGUAUGAUUUAUUAAUUUCUCGAUUGCACAAUUAUUGUUAACUUCCACAAUUCUUAAUAUUCAUGGGAUACUUUGUAAUCCGGAUUUUAUUCAGUUAAUUUUCACAAAUUUUUCUGGUCCGAUGAGGCUGUUUGCAUUUAAAAUAAUAGGCAUGUAACGAUUGUUUUUAUGAUGACAUUUCCAAUUAUUUUAUCAUUCGCAAGGAAUGAGAUUUUUCUGAUUUAUCAUUAAUUUAGACUAAAACUGUAAAUUUGGGUGACUAAUUAUUUAUUCUCUUAUUUCUCUUAUAUAUUAUCA